CACCAUAGUCGCUCACAGAUCACCUACCGGACUUGACACAGCACUGAACUCGCUCAGUAUCCCAACGAUCCUCUUCGAGAAAGGUUGUGAAGCAAAGACUUGCUGUACGGACCUGUACGUAACACGAAUAUGAAGUUUUUCGGGUUUGCCUUACUUGUACUGGUCGGGAUUCAUUUGGCCAGUGCUGUACGUACGAAGUGCGGGGAGUCCUUCAAUAACGAGUACAAGAAUAAGCUAGAGUCCUACUGGAAAUUUGGCAAGCAAUACGACUAUUUCGGCAAAGUUUCCCAGGAACAUCACCUCUGUAGAACUGGCCCCAUGGAAAGCCUGGAAGGGAAGAUCAAUGAACAAAUCAAUAAAGAACUCUUGGCGCACUACACUUAUACGUCUAUUGCUGCCCACUUUGGUCGAGACGACAUCUCUCUCCCUGGGUUCCAGAAAUUUUUCAAAAAGGCAGCGGCAGAAGAGGCAGAGCAUGCGCAAAUGUUCAUGGAAUACCAAAACAAAAGAGGUGGACAGAUCAAGCUCCAACAGAUUCCUGCUCCUUUCCGCCAACAGUGGGGCAGCGGUUUGAUGGCAAUGGAGGAUGCGCUUUGUCUCGAAAAGCAGAUUCUUGACUCACUAAAGAAGGUUCACAGAGCUGCAGAAAAUGCGAAUGAUGUCCAGAUGAUGGAUUUUAUUGAAGGGAACUUCCUCAACGAACAAAUAGAGGGUAUCAAGAUUCUAUCAAACUACGUCAACACUCUCAAACGUGUUGGUGGCGGUCUGGGAGAAUAUGAAGUUGAUAAGAACUUACUCAAUCAGAAAUAAGCGUCCAGCACGCAAAAACAGAAGCUUCAUAAUGUGAUGUAAAAUUAAUGAUUUCUGUUUGUUAUGGGGUUCAAUUACUGAAAUAUAUUUGCAUAGUUUUCAAAAUAAAAAACUUGGAAUGGUGAAA
Actinia tenebrosa (Australian red waratah sea anemone) is the source of this 937-nucleotide messenger RNA. Its product is annotated as soma ferritin. Lineage: Eukaryota; Metazoa; Cnidaria; Anthozoa; Actiniaria; Actiniidae. The record is from RefSeq and is a predicted model, not a curated record. Gene Ontology annotation, cellular component: cytoplasm. Gene Ontology annotation, biological process: iron ion transport; intracellular iron ion homeostasis. Gene Ontology annotation, molecular function: ferrous iron binding; ferric iron binding.